AUGACUACCUCCUCCCUACCCAAGCAGGUCCUCUAUGACCUCAUGUUAGAGCAAAGCCCAAGGUCUGCAGUUUCACCUCCCUGGAAAGCUUGGGGUUCCUGCAGCAGCUACUGUCCUACCUACAUCCUUCCACACCCCACCAUGUUAGAUGGUACCCCCCACCUGUUGACACUAGAUGAAGCUGAUGCCAUCUGGACCCUCGUCAAGGAUAAGGUUAUCGAGGAGCGCUUUGGGCCCCAUGUAGUAGCAGUACCUUUCCUGUCGGAUGCAGCCUGCUAUGACCUACUUGGUGUACUAGUGAAGCAGUCCCGCCCAGCCCACACCCGCCUGGUUUUGCCAGGUCGGCAGGCCCGGCGGACACUACAACCAGUGGGGCUGCUACCGAGUCUCCUGGAGCAGGCAGGGUCUGAGGGGGCCUUUGCCCACUGCACUCGGGAAUACUCACCAAAUGGCCGAGCAGAGGUAGCCUAUGAAGAAACACGACUGCUAGAUGGGCAGCCCUGCAGAAUCCACCUGCACAUGGGCGGCCUGCGAAAGAAGGUGGCCUUCCUGCUGCUGCCGCCCGGGCAGGUGAGCCUACGGCAGACUCUUCCCUGGCUCCGAAGCUCCCACAGCAUCUAUGUCAUCUACCAGGUUUUCUCCUGCUCCUGGCUACAGCUGGGGCUACUGACAACAGCCCAAGAGCCCCAGCUGCUCAGGGUACAAAGGUCACUGCCUAUUGCCUUCUCCUGCUUCAAGUUUUCACUGCAGCCUAAAGGAGUGCUGGGACCACAGAAGUCCCUGGCCAAAGAUCCCUUGCCCCAGGGAGCUAAAUGGGUCAGACCCAACCUCAGCACUGUGCCACCUCUGGCCCCAACACCAGCCCCUGCGGAGAGUCCUGAAGUCGCUGAUGUGCCCUCAGCUGUUCCAGCCCCACCUACACCACCUCCCCAGGAAGGGCCAGAGGGCAGACCCACAAGAGUCUCCAACAAGGGCCGAAAUCCUUUCCGAAGGGGGCCCCAGAUGUUAUCAGAGAACUGGCUCUUCAGCCCCCGCAACCCCGCACCAGGAGUCCAGGGUGGGGGCCCCGGGGACCCAGACCGGCACUCCAUGUCCCUGCCCCUGCUGCAGGGUCUGUCCUCGGAGUUCGACAGCGACGACUGAAGUGGAGGCAAGAAAUACAGGGGGCAAGGCCCCCAAGAUCUGGCAUAGGGAUACUGGUCCCCAAUAAACAUCAGCUGCUGCUCCCCAAACCAUCCUGGACCCAUUCAUGCUUCUUCCCUCAAGGGUCUGGAAAAGGGAGGAAGUCCCCACAUUCUCCCCUAGUUUAAUGCCCACCC
Molecule: messenger RNA, 1319 nt
Organism: Sorex araneus (European shrew)
Lineage: Eukaryota; Metazoa; Chordata; Mammalia; Eulipotyphla; Soricidae
Gene: C6H11orf42
Product: chromosome 6 C11orf42 homolog
Exons: 3
Coding region: 1-1143 (380 amino acids)
Source: RefSeq, a predicted model, not a curated record